This is a messenger RNA of Leptosia nina, 648 nucleotides long. NCBI's taxonomy places the organism in Eukaryota, Metazoa, Arthropoda, Insecta, Lepidoptera, Pieridae. The record is from the annotation of a GenBank genome assembly.
AUGGUUCCACUGUGGGUAGAAGAAGGAGCCGAGGAGAACGAGGAAGGGGGGAGAUCUCGAAGAGCCCCCGCUGAGCACGCGGCAAGAUGGCGCGCGCGACACUUGGAGCGAGUGGGUCAUUUGGACCGUCGGCGCGGCGGCGGCGUUGUCGGCCGUUGGGUCCGCGCCGCCGCUGCCGGGCCUGGCCGACCCCUCGUCAGACUAAAGCCGUGCCUAUCAGUCUGUCAACUAGUCGAGCAACACUGCCCAUACUUUCUGCCGGCGGACCGCGCGCCAGCUUACCCCACACAGUACGCGGGCGAACCCACGUUCCUAUGUCUCGAUCCCCGGAUACCGGAGACCGGUGCUCAGGCGAACAAGUCAAACUACGGCUCUGAUGACUGCUGCUACUGGCACUGCGAGAGCCGGCUCUGUUAUCACUGCGAGUCACGGCUCAGCGAGCCGCAGCGGCCCGAAGCCGAGCACUGCAGUCCAGUUGUGGAGCGAACCGCCACCUGCUCCGUGCCAUAUCAGGCCCCGGCCGCGGCUGCCACUGCAGCCCCCCGGCCCCUUCUCCUCGCCUUAGCACUUAUCGCCCUCGCCGCUGCCGUACGGACUCACUGGACAUCGUUUUUACCACUAGUGAAUGUGCGUGAAUCGAGGUUAUAG